This is a messenger RNA of Seriola dumerili (greater amberjack), 3453 nucleotides long. Its product is annotated as kinase suppressor of Ras 1-like. The transcript is spliced from 20 exons. The coding region runs from base 95 to 2893 and encodes 932 amino acids. Gene Ontology annotation, biological process: protein phosphorylation. Lineage: Eukaryota; Metazoa; Chordata; Actinopteri; Carangiformes; Carangidae. Gene Ontology annotation, molecular function: ATP binding; protein kinase activity. The record is from RefSeq and is a predicted model, not a curated record.
GUUUUUCAAACGAUGCGUCGUGUAGAGGAAGCGCUGGCGUGCGACGCGUCUUCAGGUCGCCGUUUGUGACACAAGCGGCGCCAAUGUGGAACUAAUGGACAGAGGAGCGGGCAGAGGAGACAGGGGGGUCCGCGGCGGCAGGACACGACCGGGGGGAGCUGAGGAGGCUCUGCGUCAGUGCCGGCUCAUCCAGAACCUGGUGGACAUCUCCACCUCCAGCCUCCAGGCUCUCAGGACCAGAUGCACCGCAACCAACGACCUCACCCAGCAGGAGAUCCGCACUUUAGAGGUGAAGCUGACCAAGUACAUGUGGACGCAGCUGCAGUGGAAGCAGAGGGUACCAGAGAGGGAGAGACCUGCAGCUCUGUCCAGAUACCCGAGACUGGAGAACUGGCUCCUCACAGCUGACCUCACACCACAGUUCAUACAGGCUGCAGCAGGGAAGCUCUCAGUGGACCGGUUGCUGCAGAUGUCCAGCUCUGAGCUGCAGGACACGAUGAGACGCCUGGGCUCCAACUCAGAGGACUGUUCCCGCCUCACCGCCGCCCUCUCCUGUCUGAAGAGCGCCGAUGAAACAGGAGGUGACCUGAGGACUGACUCCUGCAGAUCUGAGUCCCAACAGAACAGUGAUGCCCCCUCUCCCAUUAGCGCCCCCUCCAGUGCCGGUAGCCCCUCCACCCCUCUUCCACCCACCAGCAGCCGCAGCCCCUCCGUCUCCAUAUCAGUGGCGCCUUGCUCGGACGACCAGAGACCAGCUGACGGAACGACCAACAUCUUCGCCGUGGAGCCGAGCGCGCAGACCUCAAAGACUCGCACUGCCAAGCCCUCCCACACGCCGCCGCCGCCUUCCCGCAAGCUGCUGCAGCUCCUCCCCAACAUCGCACUGACGAGGAGCAAGAGUCAGGAGUCGCAGCUGGCCAACCGCAUCGAGGAGCCCGCCGCACACAGAGCCGGUAAGAAGAACAAAGUUCUGGCUGCCAUUCACAUCAACGGGAACGGUCCUGAGGACUCGGCGCUGCCGUCGCCGCUGCUGUCUGCGCGAACGCCCGGCCCCGUCCCGGCCUCAGCCCCUUACAUGAUGCCCGCCACCCCCACCCUGCUGGACAAUGUGACCAUGCUCAGAAGUUCCCCUCAGACAAUGAGGAGAGACAUUGGCCUGGCUGUAACACACAGGUUUUCAACCAAGUCCUGGCUCUCGCAGACCUGCCAGGUCUGUCACAAGAGCAUGAUGUUUGGUGUAAAGUGCAAGCACUGCAAGUUAAAGUGCCACAACAAAUGUACUAAAGAUGCUCCCUCCUGUCGGAUAUCAUUUCUCACAUUGCCAAGGAUGCGCCGGGCAGAGUCGGUGCCAUCGGAUAUCAAUAACCGGAUCGAUCACACGGCGGAGAUCCCGCAGCAGUACGGCACUUUACCAAAGGCAAUCACCAAGAGGGAGCCUCCCGUCACUCUGAACCAGAUGGAUUCCAGCAGUAACCCGUCGUCAGCCACCUCCUCCACACCUUCCUCCCCAGCACAUUUCCAGCAGAGUAACCCCCCGAGUGUCAGCACCACCCCCCCACCCAACGCUUCACCGCGGGGUUCCCGUGACAACCGCUUCCACUUCCCAGAUGUUCCUGCCUCCACGUAUCCAGCUGUUCAACAGUCCGUCAGCUACUAUGAGUCCGGAGCGUCACAGGUGUCCGUCACCGACACACAGCUCCCAGCUGCAGUUAAAGGAGGGGAGGAGGAGGAGGCGGAGGAAGACUACCCAGCGGAGGACGAGGAAGCAGCUGACAGGUGCAGCAGUAAAAAGAGCUUUCCCACAGAGGAGUGUGACGAGGACGGGCUCGAGGACCUGCCGUCUUCCAUAUGUCGCCGCGGGGCCGCCGGCCGCUGGAAGGGCCAGAUCUCCCGUAAAGCCAGCCAGACCAGCGUCUACCUGCAGGAGUGGGACAUCCCGUACGAGCAGCUGCAGCUGGGAGAGCUCAUCGGCAAGGGUCGCUGGGGGAAGGUGCACAAGGGCCGCUGGCACGGCGAGGUGGCCAUUCGCCUGAUGGAGGUCGACGGCAACAACCAGGAUCACCUGAAGCUCUUCAAGAAGGAGGUGAUGAACUACAGGCAGACCAGGCACGAGAACGUCGUCCUGUUCAUGGGCGCCUGCAUGGCCCCGCCCCACCUCGCCAUCAUCACCAGCUUCUGUAAAGGUUUGACUCUGUACUCUGUUGUAAGAGAACGAGGAACCAUGCUGGACAUCAAUAAAACCAGACAGAUUGCACAGGAGAUCGUAAAGGGAAUGGGUUAUCUUCACGCCAAAGGCAUCAUUCACAAGGACCUGAAGUCGAAGAACGUCUUCUACGACACAAACAAGGUGGUGAUCACGGACUUCGGCCUGUUUGGAAUGUCUGGAGUCGUACAGGAAGGAAGAAGAAAGAAUGUGUUGCGGAUACCGCAGGGCUGGAUCUACUACCUGGCUCCAGAGAUCGUUCGAAAGAUGAGCCCAGAGGUCGACGAGGACCAGCUGCCUUUCUCCAAAGCUGCUGACGUUUACGCGUUUGGCACAGUCUGGUAUGAGCUGCAGGUCGGAGACUGGCCAAUCACCAAGCAACCUGUGGAGGCUAAAAUCUGGCAAGUGGGCAGCGGCGAGGGCAUCAAGAAGGUGCUGGCAGAUUCCAACCUGGGCAAGGAGGUCACGGAGAUCCUGUCCGCCUGCUGGUCGGCGGAGCCGGACGACAGACCGACGUUCACCCAGCUGACGGGCAUGCUGGAGAGGCUCCCCAAACUGAACCGCAGGCUGUCCCAUCCCGGACACUUCUGGAAGAGGAACGAGUCGUGGGAUCAUCAUCACUGUCUGAGAGAUCACUGCCACCAGGGCCUGCAUGCACACUGCCCAUACAUGUACAAAUACAGCAGCUGAGAGCCUCUUUGAAACUGAAACCUCGUUUGGAUUUGACUCAAAAAAACGCAAAUGCUGACAAGGUGUUCUUCAGAGUUCUUGUCUCGAGCAGCACGUCCAGCCUGUGAACGAUACACUCUAUUUAUUUCAUUAAAAACAAAAAACUUUUCUUGCGAAACAACAAGAGACUUUCGUGAUGUGACAAGAUGAAGCCAAAACUUAACUUGUAAAUAUUGAAUUAUUCGGCAUCAAGUCAUAACAAGAAAAUGUCGUAUCACAUGAAAAUAUCUUGUAAAAACAAGAACACCACGCUGCUGCUCCUCCCACUUUCUUACCACUAUCUGUCGACGCUUCUCUGUGAAUAUAAAUCCCCACAGCUGGAAGACUGUUGGCUGCAGAUGUUACUGCUAUGGCUAAUUACUGGAGAGGUUAAAGAAACAUUUAUUUCAAGGUUGCCAGCACAAGAUUUACAUCUGAACAGUUGGUUCACCCAAUUUACAAAACUAGAUUAUAUUUUCAUUUAACUUGUUUUCCUCUCAUCUGUGAAAACAAACCUUGAGAGGCAAGAGAUUUUUUUUGGU